Molecule: messenger RNA, 657 nt
Organism: Paracoccidioides brasiliensis Pb18
Product: cysteine dioxygenase
Exons: 5
Coding region: 1-657 (218 amino acids)
Biological process (GO): L-cysteine catabolic process
Molecular function (GO): cysteine dioxygenase activity; ferrous iron binding
Source: RefSeq, a predicted model, not a curated record
AUGCCUUAUCUCGAGAACGGAAUCUCAACCCCGCCCUUGGACGCGUUCCAUAAACUGGUAGAUGACCUCAGUGCGGCCCUGGGAACAAGUUCGGGACUGGAUUCCGACGACGUCGAUCCGCUCGACAUCCAGAAGCUGAUGGAAGGAUACACCUCCAACGAGCGAGAGUGGGAGCGCUACGCCUUUGCUGAUGCUAGCAGAGCAUACACGCGGAACCUUGUCGACGAAGGAAACGGCAAAAGCAAUCUGCUGAUUCUUGUCUGGAGCCCUGGGAAGGCAAGCGCUAUCCACGACCAUGCCAAUGCGCAUUGCGUGAUGAAGGCGAGUUCUGAUUGGCUGCCCUAUAUCCUCAAAGGCUCCCUGCGCGAGACCCAGUACGCCUGGCCAGAGGAGGAUAAGCUCCGCAAGGGCGAGCCGUCGCCCUUGACGGUUACCAAGGAGACCCUCUUCUGGGAAAACGAGGUUACCUACAUGUCCGACAAGCUUGGCCUGCAUAAGAUCUCCAAUCCUGAUCCAGAAAAUUUUGCCAUUUCACUGCAUCUCUACAUUCCACCAAACGCAGCUCAUUACGGAUUUUCCCUUUUCGAUGAGAAGACUGGCAAGUCACGACACAUUAAGCAAGCAAUGAUAUUUUCCGACAAGGGCCACAAACUGUAA